Messenger RNA from Humulus lupulus (European hop), 2301 nucleotides. RefSeq names its product protein WVD2-like 7. Lineage: Eukaryota; Viridiplantae; Streptophyta; Magnoliopsida; Rosales; Cannabaceae. The transcript is spliced from 9 exons. The coding region runs from base 438 to 2024 and encodes 528 amino acids. The record is from RefSeq and is a predicted model, not a curated record.
AAAGGAACUAGACGUUGAGAUCUAAAGAUCCCUUUUUUUUUUUUCUUAAUAUGUAUUUAUUUUAAUUCACUCUCACACAGUCACAUUCCACUCCCUUCGAAAGUUCAAACUUUCAGCUUUCUUUCCUUAUCAUUAGCUGAAGCUGAGUAGAAAACUCAUAACAUAUAUAAAAGCCUCUCUCCUUUCAUUCGUUUUUUCGAUUUUUAUUUUCAUUCUCCUCCUUCAUAUCUUUAAGUUGACUCAUCUGUGAAAUGGACCCGGGAAGGAGCCUCUUGUCAUCUAUAAAGAGUUGUGUGUUUUAAGCAAAACCCUUGAAGGGUUUGUCUAGUUGAGAAGGGAGCGUCCAAAAGUUACUAACUUUAAAGGGCUCAGAAGUCACUGAAAAGAGUGGGAUUCUGUGUUUUUUUUUAAAAAAAAUUUGACUGUAAAGAAAGAACAUGGGUGAAUCUGCAUUUCUAAGGAGAUCGUUCUCUUCUCCUUCUGAGAGUUCUCGUGAACCAAAAGAGGGUGACCCUUGUCGCGCACUAGGAGAAUCAAUCUCUUUUGGGAGGUUUAUGUCAGAACCCCUGGCUUGGGAAAAGUGGUCUGCUUUCACUCAUAAUCGCUACUUAGAAGAAGUUGAGAGAUACUCUAAACCUGGUUCUGUUGCUGAGAAGAAAGCCUACUUUGAGGCACAUUACAAGAAAAAGGCUGCUGAAAGAGCUGCAGCAUUGCUUGAGGCCGCAAAUGUUAAAACAACUGAUGAAGCUGUCACAGAGUCAGUGACGCCUGAGGAGAAGAACUGCAAUGACUCUUCUAUGGAUUCAGAGUUGGAAAAAAGAGAGAGCCUUGUGGAUGAACAACAUGAAAUUGAUGUUCCAAAUACUGAUUAUUGUACCAAUGAAACUAAGUCUAAUUCAAGUGUUGACAGGGGUGAGAAGGAAUGUUCCAUGACAGAAAUGGGAGAGGUGGUAAUUCAAGAAAGUAUUGAUAUGGGGAGUUGUGAUCCAAUUGAAAUUCCAAAUCAGUCUGAGAAGAAUGAAGAAAAUAUUAGUAUUGAGGAUGUUGCUUGUCAGAAUAUUACAGCAUCAACGAGCAAACAACGGCUGGCCAACUCUUCCCCAAGGACAUCAUCCAAGCAAGUGACCCCUAUACAAACCAGAAAUGGAAACAAUCUUGCUUCAAGGUGUAAGAAUUUCAUGCAAGACUUGGUUGACAAAAAGAGUGCAAAAUCACUCCAUAUGUCGUUUCACUUUUCUUCUCGCACUGGUGAAAGUAGUAAACCUAUUUCCCCCUUUAGACAAAAGAUCAUAAGCUCAAAAGAUUUAACAGCUUCACCCAAGGUAUUUGCAAAUAAUUCAACUUCACAAACAAAAAUAAAGGCUUCUGUUAAUGGAGUAGUAAAGAGACCAUCACUAACCCUCAAGUCCGAAAAUAGAAGACUAAAUAAAUCAGUUGCUGAAGGAACAACAUUAGAUCGAAAACAAAAUUGCCCCUCUCCAGACAACUCAAAAUCUUCUAGUGGGAAAGGAAGUAAAUCGCGAUCUUCUAUUAUUUCUUCUCCUUUCAAAUUCAAAAGUGAUGAAAGAGCAGCAAAACGAAAAGAGUUCUACGAGAAGCUUGAAGAGAAAAGAUAUGCAGAGGAGGCUGAAAAGAAGCGUCAACAGACAAGAUUCCAGGGAAAAGCAUUGCAGGAUAUUAUGAAAGUGCGGCAGUCCACUGGUUUAAAAGGCAAACCAAAUGAAGAUCUGUGUUCUGCAUCACAAUUGCCAACUUGUCAUAUAAAAAUGAUGAACCAGAUCCCUUUGAGACAGCCUAAAUCACCAACGCUUGUAAGGAAGGCAUUUCCCAAUAAGAUCCGGGAUGCAACUUUUGAGUCUUCAGACAAUAAUGAAAGCUCGAAGUGUAUUGAAAAUAACCGAACGACUAUUCAAUCUCUUGCUUCACGCUUUCAGAGGAAAAAUGCACACGAGAAUGCCUCUCCAAAUAUCCAGAGUUCAACAGUAAAAAAGGUAGGAAUCAUUUUGGAGAGUAGACUGUUGUAGUAGUGACCAUCACCAAAAGCCACUUGUGUGAAUUGUGAUUUGUGUAGAGAGGUCUGAUCUCAGUCAUCAGCUAGAAAUUUUUUGCAGUAUUUUAUUUCUGUUUGUAAAAUAUGUAGAUUUUUCACUUUUUUUCUCACCAGUUUUGGCAUUGGGAACAAGAAGUAACAACUUACAUAACAAGACUAACAUUUUUUUUACUUUGUUCUUUGUUUGUACAUAUUUCUCAUUUUCUUAAUAACUAACAUAACUGUGCAAGUACGUAGCCUUAUUAUGUUUA